Magnusiomyces paraingens is the source of this 1854-nucleotide messenger RNA. RefSeq lists its product as uncharacterized. The record is from RefSeq and is a predicted model, not a curated record. Gene Ontology annotation, molecular function: mannosyltransferase activity. Gene Ontology annotation, biological process: mannosyl-inositol phosphorylceramide biosynthetic process. Bases 1 to 1854 code for a protein of 617 amino acids. NCBI's taxonomy places the organism in Eukaryota, Fungi, Ascomycota, Dipodascomycetes, Dipodascales, Dipodascaceae. The transcript has a single exon.
AUGGAACCUAUCUCUGAGAAUGACUCGCGAAGCCUCAUCAUCCCUAAAAUUAUCCACCAAACUUACAAAACAGAAGAAAUCCCUAAAAAAUGGAUUAAUGAACAACAAUCUUGUGUCAACCUCCAUAGCGAUUACAAGUAUAUUCUAUGGACUGAUGAAAUGGCCCGCAACUUUAUCAAGGAUAAUUACAACUGGUUUUUAAAAACUUUUGACUCCUAUCAUCACAAUAUCAUGCGUGCAGACGUAAUUCGCUACUUUGUCCUCUACCAUUACGGUGGCAUCUACAUUGACCUUGACGAUGGCUGCGAUACAAAACUCGACCCCUUGCUUAGUAUCCCAGCAUGGCUUCGCAAAACUGACCCAACUGGAGUCUCAAAUGAUAUCAUGGCUUCUAUCCCUAAACAUAAAUUCUUUGAAAGAGUCAUUUCAAGCCUUGAAAAGUACAACCGUAACUGGAUUGUCUCUUACAUCACCAUCAUGUACUCUACAGGCCCCCUAUUCCUUUCAGUCAUUUGGAAACAAUACCUUCGUGCUACCCCUCAACAAGGUUCAGAUAUUAUCAAAGUUCUCCUCCCCCUCGUUGGAUCAAAACACACCUCUCUCUUUUUCCACCAAGUUCAGGGCUCUUCCUGGCAUCUCAGUGAUGCCCAGUUUAUCCUUGGCAUGGGCAAACAUCUUGCUGUGUCCAUUGUUGGCUGCACCAUGUUAGGCUUGUUUUUCCUCUUUUGCGAAUACAAACUCGUCCAAUGGGUUCUCUCCUUCCGCUCUUCUUCUAAAAAAUUCUCUCCCAAUGUCAACAACUCUCGCAGAAAACGUUCAACUCGCAGACUCCUCCGUCAUAUUUAUGCAACUUUGGCCCGCAAACAUUCUUCUUCAAGCUCUAUUAAUAAUAACAAUAAUAAUAAAAAGUCGGCCACAUACACUUAUGUUCCCGCUACCUCCGAUGACGCCAUGCUAACACCCCAAACAGCUGCUAUCAUGCUCUCGCCUAGCUUACAAUCCACAUCUGACGAUUAUUACGAUGAAGAAGCUGCCAUCGAUGAUCUCGAUUUUGAUGACGACUUUUUGGAUGAAAAGUCUGCUGCUGCUGCCGUUGCCGUUGCUGCUGCCGCUGCCACUGCCACUUCUAAUAAUAACCUUUACAUUUCUAGAGGUGAAAAACUCUCCAUCAUUUCAGACUCUCAGUCGUCUACCCCAAGCACUGGAGGUUCUGUGCUUGUUUCGGCUGUCUCAUCUGUCCCUCUCCUUGGCCAUUUGUUUUCAAAACUUUUUGACAAGGAUGUUAAUGGUGGAUCUUCUAUUGCUGAUUUUUACUAUAGCAGUGAUGAUGAAGCUACUAAUAACAGCAGUCACACCAAUAAGGAGGAAUCAGCUGGCUUGCUUCCUCUUUAUCAUACCAAGAGCAAUAGCGCCUCAGCAAUUUAUCCCAAUAAUAAUAAUAAUGAAAGAGUCCCCCUGACGUUUAACAAGGCUGUGGUGACCAAUAAUAAUAAUAAUAAUAACAACAGCAACACUCUUGCACCUCCUCCUCCCUCUAUAUUUAUCAACCAUGUAGGUGAUGAGGGGAGUGACGUUGAGUGUGAAAAUGAAUACACUGGCAGUUAUCUUUCACCCAAGAAACAAAUGGUGAAUGUUUCAACCGUGAGUCUUGCAUCAUCUGCUGCCAAUGAUGACGAAGCUCCGGAUUAUCAAAAUCAACAAUCACAAUCACAACAAGAUCAGUCUUCGUUACUGACACCCAUUCAAACUUAUUCUCUGAGGCCGGUUACAUCAGGGUCUAGUGUGGGUAGCAGUAGCUAUUAUUCUAAUGAUGAGCCGUCAAGUUCUUUAGUCUCUAAGACCAAGGAGAAUUGA